UUGUAAGGGGAAAAAGUCGGUCGGCUGCUACUGCUAGAAUGCUAGAUAUAGACUUGGCCUAGUCAAAUUUUCCGCAGUCGGCACAUCAAAAGAGUAUGUUCUGUGAGGUUGUGCCCCAUUUAUUAGGAACACCUGUUGGAGUAUUUCGAGUUAUGGAUGUUGCAAAUGUUGUAAAACAAGUAUUCUUUGCCUCGAGUGUGAACAUGAGAUAGAAAAUUGACUAUCAGUUAAUCGAUAAUGGGUGAAUCAUAUUUCAACUUGAAAGCAAAACCUCAAAACAAAAGGCUAUUAAAAAGCAAAUUUCAUUUAGCAAGUUUGGAUUUAUGAGGACAACAAAUUAAAGUGUUGGGUCCAAUCUGCCUUCUAGACCAUCAUGUCUGCAGAAGCCGAGGAGAAAAAAGAUGAUACAAGUGUCAGGGUGGCCAUGAGAAUCCGCCCUCAGAACGGACGCGAGAAGAUCGACAUGUGCCAGAUAGUGACCACUGUAACUGACCAGGAUAAGCAAGUCAUUCUCGGACAGGACAAGGCCUUCACCUUUGAUUUUGUUUUUGACACUCACACUCAGCAAGAUACAAUAUACAACACGUGUGUUAGGGAGUUGAUUGAAGGGUGCUUUGAGGGAUAUAAUGCCACAGUUUUUGCUUAUGGCCAGACUGGCUCUGGUAAAACCUACACCAUGGGGACAGGCUUUGACAUGUCUAUGGCCGCUGUUACUGAUGACAUUGGUAUUGUUCCAAGGGCUGUUGACCAUCUUUUUCUUGGCAUUGAAGAAAGACGGAGACAAGCCUUUGAAAAUGGAGAGCCAGCCCCAGAAUUCAAAGUGACGGCACAGUUUAUGGAGCUUUACAAUGAAGAGAUCAUUGAUCUACUGGACAGCACAAGAGAUCCUGAGUCACGGGGUAAGAAGUCUCACAACAGAAUCCACGAGGAUGCUGGUGGGGGAAUCUAUGUGGUGGGUGUCAACACAAGACCAGUUUCUUCUCUCGAGGAAACUCUACAGUGUCUUAAAUCUGGUGCUCUGUCCCGUGCUACAGCGUCCACUAACAUGAAUGUCUCAUCAUCAAGGUCCCAUGCUAUUUUUACCUUGCACAUAAGGCAACACAGGCUGGUCAGGGAUGAGGCCACAGUAGAAGAAGGCAAAGAAAUGGACUCAACGCAGGCAGAGUUUGAGACGUUGACGGCCAAAUUCCAUUUUGUGGACCUGGCAGGGUCUGAGAGACUUAAGAGGACAGGGGCCACAGGUGACAGAGCAAAGGAGGGGAUUUCUAUCAACUGUGGCCUGCUGGCUCUGGGCAAUGUGAUUUCAGCCUUGGGUGACAAGACCAAGAAGGGGAGUCAUGUCCCAUACAGAGAUUCUAAGCUGACCAGGCUCUUGCAAGAUUCUCUGGGUGGAAACAGUCGCACAUUGAUGAUAGCCUGCAUCUCUCCUUCUGACCGUGACUUCAUGGAGACCCUGAAUACACUCAAAUAUGCUAACCGUGCUCGCAACAUAAAAAAUAAAGUGAUAGCUAAUCAAGACAAAGCUAGUAAACAACUGGCUCUCUUGAGGUCUGAGAUAAUGGCAUUACAGAAGGAGCUGAUGGAGUAUAAAACUGGCAAGAGGACUAUAGAUGCAGAUGGUGUGGAGUCUGUCAAUGACCUGGUCACAGAAAACAGCAUGUUGCAGGCAGAAAAUGACAAACUUAGACAACGAAUCAAAGCAAUGCAGGAUACAAUAGUUGGAUUGAAUGCUAAAAACACACAGUUACUGGCUGAUGCUGCUGUCUUUUCUUUAUAUGGAACCAAUGGGCAAGUAUCCAACGAGGAUAUUUCAAAUCUGAUAAAAAAAUAUCUACAAGAAAUUCAAGAGCUCAAAGCCAAGCUAGCAGAAUCAGAGUUUUUGUGUGACCAACUUAGCAGAAACCGUGUACCACAUUCCCCUGGGUCCCACCUGACUGGCUCGAUGAUGUCUGGGUCACUCAUGUCUGGCUCGUUCAUGUCCAGCUCAAGAUUGUCCAUGUCCUCCUCCAUGACUUCCUCCUAUGCUGGUGGGAUGGAGGCCCCCAUGUCACCUGACACCUCAGAGAAGUCGGUCCUUCACCUUGCCAAACAGGAGAUGAGAAGACUAAAGAAAAGAUCCCAAUCUUUAAACCAAGAAAGUGACAAGGAAAAUGUGAAUGUAACAAGGCUGGAUGUGAGAGAUGAGCUGGGCCAAGACAAGUCUGAUGAUGAGGUCAGAAGGGCAAAUGGUGAAGAUGAGUCAGACACAACAGAAAGUUCAUCAGAUUUUGAUUCAGAUGAUGCAGCUGAGGAUUUGGAAUAUUACCUUUACACAGACUCUGAGAAUGUCCAUGAAGAUCUAGCCAACCUAACGUGUGAGAUCACCAUCAAACAAAAGCUGAUAGAAGAGCUGGAACAGACACAAAAAAAGAUGAAUUCCUUAAAGGCACACUAUGAGGGACAAGUUCAGCAACUGGCGCUAAAGAUAAAAGAAACAGAGAUGGAGAGAGAUAAAGUCUUGGCCAAUAUAGACAAAGUGCAGCAGCCCUCCAGCGAUGCAAUCAAGAAGGUGAAACAAGAAUAUGAGAGGAAGCUGGCACAGCUGCAGGAGGAGCUCAAGAAGAUGCAGGCUGAGCAGAGGAAGCACGCCAAGAUACAGAAGAACAAUUCACACACAGAACAGCAGCUGAAAACUUUACAACAUGAACUGGUGGAGAUGAAGAAAACAAAGGUGAGGCUGAUGAAGCAAAUGAAAGAGGAGGUUGACAAAAAUAAACUGAAUGAAGCCAAGCGCAGCAAGGAAGUGAGUCAGCUACGUAAAGAGCAGUUAAGGAGAGAUAACAUCAUAAAGAACUUGGAGAGACAAACCCUCCAGAAAGAUGCUGUGUUGAAACGAAAACAGGAGGAGGUGGAAGCACUCAGAAAAAAACAAAAGCCAUUGUCUUAUAAAGCUGCUGGAAGAGUGGGGAAAUAUGACAGGCCCACCACCAUCCCCAUUGCACCAAUAGCCACUGGACACAGAAGAAAACGAGUUGAGUUCUCCCCUAAAGUAGCCAAACAGAAAUGGGACUCCAUUGAUAAAAAUAUUGCUUCAGUGAUAACAAAACGCCAGACCAUCAGCAUGCUAGAGAGAGACAUGGAUGUAUGGCUUAAGCAACGAGAGAAAUGUACUAAAGAAAUAGAGAAAUAUGAAAGAAGGAAAAUACAUGCUAUUGAAACUAAUCAGCCUGCGGAAGUUAUUACAAAGCUGAACAAAAUGAUAGAUGACAUCUCAUACAAGGUUCUGCAUGCCCAAGAAAACAUCAAUGAAUGUCAGUCCAAUAUAAUGCAGAUGGAAGAAACUAAGGAAGAUGGUGAUCUCCAGGUGGGCUCACUGCUGGAGACUAUGACACUUGAUGAGGCCAAAUAUACUUUAGAGAAGUUCUACCAGAGAGCUUUGGAGAAAGGAUUAUCUAUUGCACAACGAGAGACUGAGGUGCGUGAGCUACAAAGUCGACUACAUCAGACGGAGCUGAACAAUGCCCUCCAGCAGGAUUUGCUUCGUCACAUGAUGGAUGAUCAUGUCAACAUUGAGGUGGACAGUUUGAUGACACACAAUGACCCAGAUGAUUUGGAAUCUACAUCAAGUUCCUCAUCAUCAUCCCCAGCAGAAAGCAUGUUGGAGUCUGCUGGUGCCCCUUUUGCAGCAGCUAGAAUAAUUCCAACAACUGAAGCUGUAGCCCGCAGAGAGAAGUUGUUCCUGCGUCUAACCCAGCCGGCCAGGAAAAAGACAGCCACUGCACAUGACCUGCUCUAUGCUGGAGAUCCUGCACCUGCUCUGCUGCCUCUCCUGGAAUCUCCAAAUGAACAUGGUUCACCUGGUCUACCUGUGCUGUCUAUCAGUGACAUGUCCAAAAGUGUGGGUGAGGGUAGCACAAGCAGCGUGAGUACAGGGGAUGGUGGAGAUGUCAGUCCAGGCUUUAAUGAGCAGGCCAGUGUUGAUGAUGAGGAAGGAGAUGGUGGCACUACCCUAAUGCCAGCUCCACGAGUACCUUCUAAACCAAAGUCUGUCAUUCCCAGACCAUCUCCAGUGCUCCGCAGAAAGGAAAUUGAGUCAUCUCCCAUGUUGUCUCGUAAAGUACUAUCCCGCUCCAGUUCUAUGGGUGACACAUCAUCAGACACUACCCCACCAGCUUCCCCCACCAUGAUUAGAAGGUCCCUGUCCAGGAGCUCUGAUGAAAAUGUUUUCUCAAGGCUGAGCAGUAACACAGCCAAUCCAUCGCCUAAUCUGGACAGGGGAAACAUAAUUCCAUCCAAUCGAGUCAUGGGCCGGGCCAUGUUAAGCUGUACCCACAGAGCCGAGGGCCACACAAAAGCUGUCCUCUCUGUCUUUGCCACCGACCACCUGCUGUUUACUGGAAGCAAAGAUCGCACUGCCAAAACUUGGGACCUAGGAACAGGAAAAGAGCUUGUAUCGUUUCCUGGUCAUCCAAGCAAUGUCCUAAAGGUGACUUUCUGUCCACGGAGUCAGCUGGUGUUCACAGUCUCUCAGUCAUACAUUAGAGUCUGGGACAUGAGGAGAGGAUCAGAAUCUUGUAUUAAAACACUCAGCUCUGCUGGCCUAACUACCAGUGGACUCCCUACCUUGACCAGCAACCGCCAGAGUGACUCCUCCAGCCGUGACCAUCAGAUCAAUGAUCUCCAGAUCAGCACAGAUGGCAAAACACUUUUUUGUGCUGCUGGAAAUGCUGUUCAAAUCUGGGACCUAAGAAGGUUUAGCCUGGCUGGGAAACUGAGUGGUCAUCAGGCUCCAGUCAUGUCUUUGGUGGUGGACACUGACAACAGACGGGUCAUUUCUGGAUCAAAGGAUCAUUACAUUAAGGUGUUUGAGGUGAUAGAAGAUGCAGCUGGAGUGCUGAGCCCCAAGUUUAACCUGGAGCCCCCCCACUAUGACGGCAUCCAGGCCCUAGCGCUGGCCUCAGACACCCUGUUUAGUGGAUCCAGAGACAUGUGCAUCAAGAAGUGGGACUUAAAGUCUAACCAGCUCAAACAUUCCAUCAAUGGAGCCCACAAAGACUGGGUUUGUGCCUUAGACUUCAUACCUGGUACCAACAUUUUGCUGAGUGGGUGCCGCGGUGGCCUCCUCAAGAUGUGGCAUCCAGACACUUGCCUUUGUUUGGGGGAACUACGGGCCCAUCCUUCUCCCAUCAACAGUAUAGCAACCAACUCCACAUCCAUUUUCACAGCAUCCAAUGAUUGUGUUGGCAUUUGGCGACCUCGAUCAACCUUUGACACCACAGAGAGCACAGAGGCCAGUGAGUCUUGUGGGGACAGCCUGAUAGGUUCUCAACAGAUGCCAUCUUAAUCUGUGUCUGCUGUUUUUAUUAUUAACUUAUUUUAACCUUUGACCUCUAGUGUAAACUCAAUAUUAGUUUGACCUCUGGUGUAAACUGUUAGCUUGACCUCUGGUGUAAACUGUUAGUUUGACCUCUGGUGUGUGGCUGCUGCCUCCCUGUGACCGAGUCUAUAAAAAGAGAUUACUAUUGUGCAGAGGCGUAGCGACCCUUCCCGGCGCCCGGGGACAUACUUUCAAUUUGGCGCCCCCUUGGGAGCAAAUUUUCGAUUUGCACCCCCCCCCCCUCGAACUUUUCAU
Messenger RNA from Physella acuta, 5611 nucleotides. Its product is annotated as kinesin-like protein KIF21A. NCBI's taxonomy places the organism in Eukaryota, Metazoa, Mollusca, Gastropoda, Physidae. Gene Ontology annotation, molecular function: ATP binding; microtubule binding; microtubule motor activity. Gene Ontology annotation, biological process: mitotic spindle organization; microtubule-based movement; spindle elongation. The record is from RefSeq and is a predicted model, not a curated record. Gene Ontology annotation, cellular component: microtubule associated complex.